AUGGCACCAAAAUCAUCCACAAAGCCUUCCAAAUCAUCGGAACCAACAAGUAUAAACGAUGAGCAAUUACAAUCAUUUACUCAAGAUAAUUUUGAGAAAGAGCUCAAAGCCUUAGCAUCGAAAGCUCAAGAAGAGACCACAUCCAGAUUUCUCUUAUCUCAACUUUGGGUCUUGGCUCAAUCCGCUACCCUCCUUUCACUCGCCGCCAUAUAUUCAAAUGUCUCUCAACUUACUCUCUCUCCAGUCUAUGGAUCAUAUCCAGCUGGAAUAUGGCAUUCGAAAGGAGUCAUGACGGCUUGCUUCUUAGGCUGGUCGUCAAAUCUAUUCAUUAGGCGCUAUCUUCCAAUUAGGAGACCAGUCCAACUUCUUCCAAUUAUCGCGGCUUACAUUCCAGUGGCCCAAUAUUUACUCUUCAAGUUGAGUGGUUAUAUGGGAGCUAAUCUUGGACCUCCUAUUACGGAAGGACUCACAUUUUUACCUCUGCUCGUCCUUUCCGUCUCGUGUACUGCUACUACACUGGACGAUUUGGAACUCACAUCCGGUCGAUGGCCUUGGAUAUCCGAUGCAGCACCAGGUAUUUUCUCAUAUAUCUUUUUCAAAACCGUGGAAUAUAUAUCCGCAAAUCAAAUCUCUCAAUACAUUGGUCAAUCCAUCAUUUUCACACGUCUUGGAAUGCAAAUUGUACUCCAGGCUUUAUUCUCAGCUUUUGCUCCUUCGAAACUUCUACUUUGGAUACUACCAGCACUAUUCCAUACUGCAUUAUUUAAUGUACAUGUUCCAACGUCAUAUGCGAUAAAUCAACUUAAUAGUACGAUGAAUGCCAAUGGUUGGUCAAUCCUUGAACGAAAAGAAUCUCUGACUGGGUAUGUGUCCGUUAUUGAAAGUUUGACGAUGGGCAAUGGAUUCCGUGCUAUGCGUUGUGAUCAUAGUCUUUUGGGAGGAGAAUGGUUGGUCAAUGGGAAAAAGGCCAAAGGACUUGCUGAGCCUAUUUAUGGAAUCUUUGUGAUGCUAGAGGCAAUACGUUUGAUUGAAGUCGAAAAGCCAAUUAAAGACGAGGAUGCUAGCGCAUUGGUCAUUGGUCUCGGUAUUGGUACCACUCCAGCUGCUCUGAUAUCCCAUGGAAUUCAUACUACCUUGGUGGAGAUUGAUCCCGUUGUGGUUGAUUUCGCUCAAAAAUACUUCUCCCUUCCUGAGCCUCAAGAAACUAUUAUUGAGGACGCCGUAUCUGUAGCAUCAAAUUUUGCAGCUCAAGGAAAGAGGUUCAACUACAUUGUGCACGAUGUAUUUACAGGCGGGGCUGAACCUGUUGAACUAUUCACAUAUGAGUUUUUGAAGGAUCUUCACGAUAUCUUGGAACCGGGUGGUGUUAUCGCCAUUAACUACGCUGGAGACUUCCUUCUUCCCCCAUUCCUAAUCAUUCAUCGUACAAUUCGCUCACUCUUCCCCACCUGUCGUAUUUACCGUGAGGCCGAAGCACCAACAGAUCAACACAUUGCGGAAACGGGACAAGAUUUCACUAACAUGGUGAUCUUUUGCAAGAAGCCUCUUUCCGAAACGCCUCCUUUGGGUCCUGAAACUUCUGCGCCAUCAAUCACAUUCCGUAAACCGGUUGAGAAGGACUUUUUGAGAAGUAAUGCGAGAAGAGCAUUUUUACUACCAAAGUGGGAGAUAGAAGACGAAGAGUUAAAGCUAGGAGAAGAGAAAGGAGAAGAAGCUUUUGCGGGGGUAUUGAUGAGGAACGAGACUGGGAGGUUGCAGGAGUGGCAGGAUAAAAGUGCGAAAGGGCAUUGGGGAGUCAUGAGGGGAGUAUUACCAGGAGGUGUUUGGGUUGAUUGGUAG
Botrytis fragariae is the source of this 1839-nucleotide messenger RNA. Its product is annotated as putative spermine spermidine synthase family protein. The coding region runs from base 1 to 1839 and encodes 612 amino acids. The transcript has 3 exons. NCBI's taxonomy places the organism in Eukaryota, Fungi, Ascomycota, Leotiomycetes, Helotiales, Sclerotiniaceae. The record is from RefSeq and is a predicted model, not a curated record.